Molecule: messenger RNA, 2481 nt
Organism: Cutaneotrichosporon cavernicola
Lineage: Eukaryota; Fungi; Basidiomycota; Tremellomycetes; Trichosporonales; Trichosporonaceae
Gene: RIM13
Exons: 9
Coding region: 1-2481 (826 amino acids)
Biological process (GO): proteolysis
Molecular function (GO): calcium-dependent cysteine-type endopeptidase activity
Source: RefSeq, a predicted model, not a curated record
AUGGCCUACAACACCUUCCAUGAGGGCCUCAAGAUUGCGACGAACAUUGGGAACCGAGCAAUCGCGGCCGAGGCGAGUCUCGCGAACUUGAGCCCAAUCGCCUCGCCCCUCCCCACGCUCCACAAGGCUUUCAGCCUAUACAUCCAGGCCGCCGAGGCGUACUCGCACCUUCUCCAGAGCUCGCUCGUUCCUGCAUCCGAACGGGUGGGAAUUCAGCGCAAAUGGCGCCUGGUGCUUGAGCGGGCCGAGAAAGUCAAGCGGCGCAUCGAGGAGCUGGGAGGACGGGUCGGCGCGGCCAGUGUCGACGAAGCCGCCGAGGAGGCCGCCGUCGUCCGUCGCGGCGCCAGGGUUAAUGGGUUUACAGCCGAAUGCUGGCGUACCCCUGCAUACUUUGAGUAUACCGGCCCAGUGUUCAUUGACACGCGUCAGCCCGACCUCGCUUUAGAGCAGCUUGCACUUUCGCCCGAAUGGGCGGCCCUCCCCGACACGAUGUGGGACGCUCCACGAGGCAUGUGGGAGGUCUGCCAGGGUCCCGGAGCCGACUGUUCCGUCACCGCGGGGCUGGGCGCGUGCAUCGCGCACAAUGCGCGGUGGGGUACAAAGCUGUGCGAGUCGGCACUGUAUCCGCAGGCUGUGUGCGGGCGGCCAAGACGCUCGGAGAACGCGAAACACGUCGUCAGGUUACUCCUUAACGGGGCUUGGCGGAGCGUCGUCGUUGACGCACUUCUCCCUCGCUCAACGACUACACAUCGCCCACUGCACAUUACGGCGCGGCAGGGCGAGGAUCAUCUCGGGCCGGCGUGGAUCCCCGUGGCCGUCAAGGGAUACUUUAAGGCUCUCGGUGGCUAUUCCAUUCCCGGGAGCGAUCCCGCGCCGGACGUGUAUGCGUUCACCGGGUGGAUCCCCGAGCGGCUGAUUCUGUCGUCGGGGUUCCAGAGAGAGAAGGAGUGGAACCGUCUCUACAAGGCUUGGAGGCGGGGGAGCGUGAUCGUCACGCUUGGGAGUGGGCACGAUGCGCCGCCGGGAAUGGUGCCACUGCACGCGUACGGCGUGACGGGUGUGGAGGAGGUGGAUGGAGAGCGCGUGUUGCGCAUCUUCGAUCCCGGGUCGUGCCGAGGUCCUCAGAGUAUCGACACGCUCGCUACUGAGCUGCAGCAGGUCCGGGUCGACGAGGAGGGCGAAAAAUCGACACGACUCGCGUACUCGUUCACGAUGAGCUGGGACGAGGUGUGCUCCAAGUUCCACACACUCAACCUCAACUCGGACCCCGCGCUGCUACCCGUCACGGCUGAGCGGCACUGGUCGUGGCCGAAGCCUGAAGGCGACGCCGAUGAGUCUCUGUCCCUCCGUGCAAGCCCUCGGUAUCGCCUCACCGCAACGCCCUCGCAGCCUGACGCCGAGGUAUGGCUCCUCCUCUCGCAGCACCGCAACUCGAAAGAUGUGCCGCUGGAUGACAUUGCGCUACAUGUCUUCCGCGACCACCGAUCGCGUGUGGGGGCCGACCUCAGCCGUCUAGCCUCGCCCACCCAUGAGCAGGAGAACCCCUACACGAACGCGCUGCACACUCUCGUGCGCUACCCUCUCCGCGAGGGUCAGAAUGUUUUCUCAGCCCUGCCGUCGCGCGACCGCGGCCUCCUCCAGACGGGCUUCACGCUGCGCGCCUUCGCCAGUCCAGGCACGCAGCUUCAGCUCUCGCGCGUCGGCCUGACCAUGCCCUACACCGAGGAGGUGAGAGGCGCGCUGACCAAGCGCACCGCCGGCGGACACCCCGGUUACCCCAGCCACAGCAAGAAUCCGCAAUACAAGCUCGUGCUGGAGCGCAAGGGUACACUACGACUUGAGCUCAAGGGAGCAGCCGAGCUCGCGUGGAACGUCAAGCUCCUGUGGGGCGGGGAGCGGGUGUUCGAGCUGAGCGCUGAGGCCAUCGUUGCCGCCUCGGGCCCGUACAGCUACGGCAUGGCGUACUGCGGGGUCGACGAUGUUGAGGCGGGGACAUAUACGGUGCUUGUGUCGAGUUAUGAGCGCGACGAAGGCGCGUACUCGCUCACGGUCGAGGCGAGCGCGCCCGUUAGCCUGGUACCGAUCCCACAGGAGGGAGCUGGAAUGUACUCGCGCUCAAUCGUCGGCAAGUGGGACGAGCGUACGGCCGGCGGCCGACCCAGCGGGAACGGGUAUGACCGCAACCCCCACAUCGAAGUAACCCUCAGCGCGCCGGGCACCCUGCUCGCGCGCCUGACGCUUCCCAACCCCGCGCCAGUGCCGGUCAACCUGACCGUGUUCCGGCGCGGCACGGGAACGCUCGGCGAGCAAGUCGCCACGUCGGGGCCGUACGUCGAGCGCGUGAGUGGCGUGUCGACCGGCCGGGUUCGCCUCACGCCGGGCAUCUAUGUCCUCGUGCCGAGUACGUAUAAUGCCGUGUUGGAUGAUUGGGCGGUCGACGUGUGGGCCGACACGCAAUUUGGCGUCGAGGUGGUGCGAUAA